AUGGCUUUCAGCAUUAAAUUAGUAAAAGGGGAAGGUUUAUCAAACCUCAAAGUGGAUCGACGACAGGGGAAGCGGCCAUUUCAAUAUUCCGAUCAUGAAUCGGAAGCGAAAGAAGAAACGGCCGGCGCUGAGGAGGUGGAUGUUGAUCCUAUAUUUCCGGUCUAUUCUGCUAGGUCUCAACAAGACAUGAACGCUAUGGUUCAUGCCCUAGCUCAAGUUAUUGGAAACAAUAACAGUAACCCUCUUCUUCAACUUCAUGAUGAUCAACAUCCAAACCCCACUGCUCAACAAAACCAAUCUCAUCAACAGCCUCAACCUCAAGAUCAGGGGAACGCCAGGAGAAGACACUAUAGAGGAGUAAGACAAAGACCAUGGGGGAAAUGGGCGGCCGAAAUUCGUGACCCGAAAAAGGCAGCUCGGGUUUGGCUUGGAACGUUUGAAACAGCUGAAGCAGCGGCCUUAGCUUAUGAUGAUGCAGCACUUAGGUUUAAAGGAAGCAAAGCAAAGCUUAACUUCCCUGAAAGAGUUCAAGGAAGAUUAGAAUCCAGUUAUCUAACAACAACUCGUCAAGAACUGGAACGGACGGAGGCGCCACCUCAUCUGCCACCAACCUAUCCUAAUAUUUCUCAGUACGCGCAGCUCCUCAGCGGUGGCUUACCCAAUACUGCUUUCAACUACGCCAUGCCAAGUGGCGCUGCCUAUGGAUCCUGGCCAGCUUUUACUACUAAUUCUCACUCUGCAUCUUCAUCUUCAUCUUCAUCUUCCACAACGUUAACUUCUCAACAACAAGGGUAUAUGGGUGGAUUUUCAUUGCACUUUGGUGGUUCAUCUCCAACCUCAGAUCAUACCAACAACAUGGGAGAUUAUGAUUAUUACUAUUCAAGAGAUCGAUAGAGUACUGUUUUAAUCAUCGUUUGGGUUUUGCUUCUGCAUGCAUUUCAUUCCCUUAUAAACUUGUUUAAAACUCUUGUGGCAACUUUUUUUUUUCCUUCAAGUUUUUUGACAAUUCCAGAAUCGUUGGUUUGAUCAUUA
Molecule: messenger RNA, 1032 nt
Organism: Gossypium arboreum
Lineage: Eukaryota; Viridiplantae; Streptophyta; Magnoliopsida; Malvales; Malvaceae
Product: ethylene-responsive transcription factor ERF114-like
Exons: 3
Coding region: 1-894 (297 amino acids)
Biological process (GO): ethylene-activated signaling pathway; regulation of DNA-templated transcription
Molecular function (GO): DNA-binding transcription factor activity; DNA binding
Source: RefSeq, a predicted model, not a curated record